Molecule: messenger RNA, 1788 nt
Organism: Eremomyces bilateralis CBS 781.70
Lineage: Eukaryota; Fungi; Ascomycota; Dothideomycetes; Eremomycetales; Eremomycetaceae
Exons: 6
Coding region: 1-1710 (569 amino acids)
Source: RefSeq, a predicted model, not a curated record
AUGCAGUCGGCAAUUGUACUACGCCGAUUCCCUUGUGCGAAUCAGUCAGCCUCCGCCUCCUGUCAAAAUGAGGGCAAAUCUGCCUGCUCGGCCUGCCGAAUGGUCUUGUAUUGCAACCAGUCCUGCCAGAGGUCUCACUGGAGUGAUCAUAAGAAAGAUUGCAAAUCCCCGAUGAUGAAACCCACGUGGACUCCUUCGUGGCAUAUUGAAAAUCGCACCCCGACUUUCAUCAACAAUAAUGCUCAGCCUUACACAUCAUUUGGGGGAGGGAAAUAUCUCUGGGGAAACGUGCCAGCGAUUGACGUGCUUGCACUGAAGAACAAUGAAGGCUUGGAGUAUGGGAAGGACCUAAGCCUUCUUUUCGCCGCCUCUGGGGAUAUUCGAAACGUCCUAAAGACAAUUGCCUCGUUGCCAACGACGUACAAUAUGCAGUUGGCUAUUACCCUAAACGACCAUGAGUUGGAUAUUGUUGCACGCAACGCAAUCAUGCUGAUCCUUCUGCUGGCUGUUGAGGAACCGGAGACCGCGGUAGACUGUGUCGUGCAUACUUGGUACUCAGCACAGAUCUCGAAAACACACCUCGACCUUCUCGACACCACUGUCCGUCCUUUGCUCCAGGAUAUGUGUACCAAAAUCGUCGAAAAGCCGGACGGAAAGCUCCUUGCGAAGACUUGGCAUUUCGGGAAGCGAGGAAUUCGAAUUGCACUCACGAAACAGGCCUGGAUUGCAACAUUGUCAUACCUGGAUAUGCCGGCGGAACUGACUUCAGAGCGUGCCCAUAAGGUACGAACCGCUGUGACGUUAGCACCGGAGCGCAAAGAUCAUUUGGAACGCCAUUUGUUUGCUCAAGCUCCAGCUCGGCGCGUGGGUUUCAUGAAAUUUCGUCAAGACGGCAUCUUGUUGCCCUUCGGUCACUCUCGACACGCCUACAACAUCCCGAACCCGACAUUCUUCCAGAGUUCGAACACGUGGCUAUUGAAAGACGCAGCCGAUCCAACGGCCGGAUGGUCGCACAAAGACGUCUGGAACACUUCCAUUGGUAGUGUCUACAACGAUGUUUAUGGGAAGCUGUACUUUCAUGUCAAGGAUGUCCUCACAUCGGUCCACAAACGUCUGCGAUCAUUGGAAGUCGUUUUCCAUCUCUUCCAGCUCGAUGCCAGAGAACUCACUGAUCAUCUCAAGGUUGACACACUAGCACGAAUUGAGGUUUCGAAUAUCUGUGACGGUCCAUACCUAGGUCCGGCUCCCACUGUUUGCAUAUUUGCACCAUUCCUUCAGAAGCGUACUACCAACCCUCAUGCUUCUUUAAUCACCUUGUUCAUGAAUGCGGUUGAAGAGGAGUACCACCACUGUGGAGAUCAGUACAAUGUUCAAGUCAUGCAACGGGAAUUGCAGCGGAUAAUGAAGUAUAUGCCAUAUCGUCCAGGUAUGCAUCGGCACGACCCAGCCCUCUUGCAAGCCUUGUCUGCAAAAUCGCUGGUUCGAGAUGGGGGCCGAUACCUUGAAAAGUUUAUGAAGCGAAGCAAAUUCGAUCUCAUUGAGCAACUGGCAAAAGCAAAGGUGAAGAAACGCAACAGCAUCAUUGGCCAGUGGCCUGCUCGAUUGAAGUUGCGGCCUGGUCACCCAGGUGCACAAGAUGAAUUCGAUUCUUUGGUAUCGAGCACUCUCAAUGGCACAGAGUGUUACCUGGAGUGGCACCGAGUGGAUUAAUAGCCGGCUUGCUUCUUUGGGUUAGGCCCUCAUGGUAGCCUGCCGCUUCGGGCUCCAUGCUGCAGCGCCUGGAUUUGU